GUAGAGACUGUAUAGAUGAUGUUGAUGGCCAGGUGUAUGCUGAUGGACAAGUAUACUAUAGAACAAUAGAACCCUGUGUAAGAUACAAAUGUAAAGACGGCGAAACUAGUGUUGAUGAAAUAGAAUGUCGCCACCCAGAUGAAACACAAACAGAUUGUUUUAAACUAGGAAGUAAAAUAGAAGCUAACUGUAUUACCAGAGAAUGCGGUGAUGGUGAUGCAGGACGGAUAUUCUAUGUUACUGAACUCAGUGCGUAUCAAUGUGUAUCCGAUAAAAGUCCCCAACAACUGUUACCAUACAGGCCUCUUUGCUUUGGACUUUAA
Molecule: messenger RNA, 323 nt
Organism: Lottia gigantea (owl limpet)
Lineage: Eukaryota; Metazoa; Mollusca; Gastropoda; Lottiidae
Exons: 2
Source: RefSeq, a predicted model, not a curated record